AUGCAGGAGCCAGACGUGCAGACGUGGAUGGCCUCCAUGGACCUGGAUGUGGCAGACGCCAGGAUGCUGGUUUUUAGUUUGGUAGACGCCGAUGGCGACGGGAAACUUGACGCUGAGGAGCUGGUUUCAGGAGUUUCACGACUCAUGGGCGACGCGCGAAACCUGGACAUGGUGAUACUCAUGCAAGAUCACAAGGAACUCAUGCGUGUGAUUAAGAAAGACGUCAUCCCGCAGCUCGACCUCGUCCUCGGGAGAUCCGCCGAGCGGAUGUCGACUGGUUCGCAGCUGGAGAAAUUGUGA
Prorocentrum cordatum is the source of this 300-nucleotide messenger RNA. The record is from the annotation of a GenBank genome assembly. NCBI's taxonomy places the organism in Eukaryota, Dinophyceae, Prorocentrales, Prorocentraceae.